UCGAAUUGGACGGUUGCCAGCUCUACCCAUGAUAAAUGAAUUUUUAAGUUUUUCGAUGGUCCGGUUCUCCGAAUCAAGUUGCUUGUCAGCACGUGGUCAAACGGUCCGCGCGCCGCCUCAAAGGCGUAUAAGGUGCGCGUUAUAGCGGAGACGGCGAAAGCAUGCUAGAUUGUUACGAUAGGCCAACGGUGUGGGUGCUUUUAUGCCGCCUCCGACGCGAUGUUACGCGAACUGACAACGUCAUCAACAACGAGGAUUUAAGAGGUUCGGCAGCAUGUUUUACACUCGUAGAGUGUUAGAAAUAUGAACAGUUCAGUUAUAUGGAUCCUGGUGACCAUAGGGUUCACAACGUCAAUCGUCCUGUCACUCCCACCUGUUGUUAAAAUCGGGGCAAUAUUUACGGAAGACCAAGAAAACAGUGCUGUCGAAUUAGCCUUCAAGUAUGCCGUCUACAAGAUCAACAAGGACAAGAAGCUCCUGCCACGCACGUCGCUGGUGUACGACAUCCAGUACGUGCCCAGAGAUGAUAGUUUCCAUGCAAGCAAACGAGCUUGCAAGUUGGUCAAUUUCGGGGUGCAAGCAAUGUUCGGUCCAUCAGACCCAGUGCUGGGUGCCCACAUACAUUCAAUAUGCGAUGCCUUGGACAUCCCUCAUUUGGAGGCCAGACCAGACCUGGAAUCUGAAUUCAGAGAAUUUGCUAUCAAUUUGUAUCCAGCUCAACAUUUGCUCAACGCUGCUUUCCAAGACGUGAUGGCGUUUCUGAAUUGGACCAGAGUGGCCAUUGUGUACGAGGGAGAUUACGGGAUAAUAAAGCUGAGGGAAUUAAUUAGGGCAACCAAUACGGAUCUCGAAGUCCACUUACGGCAAACUGAUCUCGAUUCCUACAGAGCUGUCCUCAAGGAGAUAAAAACCAAAGAAAUACACAAUGUUGUAAUUGACACGAAGCCCGAAAAUAUGCCGCAUUUCCUGAAAGGGAUUCUUCAGCUGCAGAUGAACGAUUAUAAGUACCAUUACCUUUUCACCACCUUCGAUUUGGAAGCGUUCGAUCUGGAAGAUUUCAAAUACAACUUCGUCAACAUGACUGCCUUUCGAGUUGUGGACACUCAGGAUUUGUCUGUUAGAGAGCUUUUGAGAGACAUGGCAGCAUUCAGAUCUGGCAGACCUGACCUGCUCCCCGUUUUGAAUUCAUCUUACAUCCAGGCAGAAGCUGCCCUCAUGUACGACUCUGUAUACGUGUUCGCCCUAGGACUUCAAACUUUGGAGCAAUCGCACUCCCUGGCGUACCCCAACGUAUCUUGUGAUAGAGAGCAGCCUUGGGAUGGGGGGUUAAGCCUCAUUAACUACAUAAACAUGGUUGGUUUAAAAGGUCUAAGCGGUCCUAUAGAGUUCAAGGAGGGUAGACGUAUUCAGUUUAAGCUAGAUCUACUGAAACUAAAACAACAUUCCCUGGUGAAGGUAGGUGAAUGGCGUCCAGGGUUUGGAGUGAAUGUAACAGACCGAGGGGCCUUCUUUGAAGCUGGUACUACCAACGUUACCUUGGUGGUGACGACAAUAUUGGAAACUCCAUAUGUAAUGAUGCAAAAGGACAAAAGCUUCAAGGGAAACAGCAGAUUCUAUGGAUUUUGCGUUGAUAUCUUGGAAAGAAUUUCCAAAAAAGUUGGUUUCGACUACAUUUUAGAUCUGGUGCCUGAUAAGAAAUAUGGUGCCAGAGAUCCUGAAACUGGUAGAUGGAAUGGCAUGGUGCAACAGCUUACAAUGCAUGAACAACCCUACGUAAUGAUGAGAACCGACCCUUCCCUAAUAGGUAAUGACCAGUUUGAAGGCUUCUGCAUCGAUUUGCUAAGAGAAAUAGCUUCCAUGGUGGGCUUCGAAUAUAGAAUAGAGCUAGUGCCAGAUGGCAAGUAUGGUGUGAUAGAUUUAGAUACAGGAGAAUGGAAUGGAAUCGUUAAACAGUUGAUGGAAAAGAAGGCCGACCUGGCAGUUGGAUCGAUGACGAUAAACUAUGCCAGGGAGAGUGUGAUCGACUUCACGAAACCUUUCAUGAACCUCGGCAUCAGCAUUCUCUUCAAGGUACCAACACCUCGGCAGGCUCGUCUCUUCUCUUUCAUGAAUCCUCUGGCAGCCGAUAUCUGGAUGUAUGUUUUCUCUGCCUACGUCUUGGUAUCUGCCACCAUGUUUGUGGUAGCCAGAUUUUCCCCCCACGAGUGGCACAACCCCCACCCCUGCGAAGUAUUCAACGAGCUUCUCGAGAACCAAUUUUCCCUGGCCAACUCUUUUUGGUUCACAAUAGGGACACUCAUGCAACAAGGAUCAGAUCUCAAUCCAAAGGCUACUUCAACCCGAAUAGUCGGUGGUAUCUGGUGGUUUUUCACCUUGAUCAUAAUCUCUUCUUACACUGCCAAUUUGGCGGCAUUCUUAACAGUUGAAAGAAUGAUAACACCAAUCGAAAAUGCUGAAGAUCUUGCUGGUCAGACCGAGAUACCUUAUGGUACCUUAGAAAGUGGAUCAACAAUGACGUUUUUCCGGGACUCCAUGAUUGAGACAUAUAGGAAGAUGUGGCGUUUCAUGGAAAAUCGUAAGCCGUCCGUUUUUGUAUCAACCUACGAAGAUGGUAUACAGAGAGUGUUGAAAGGAAAUUACGCUUUCCUAAUGGAAUCAACUAUGCUCGACUAUGUUGUACAAAGGGACUGUAAUUUAACUCAGAUUGGAGGACUUCUAGAUAGCAAGGGUUACGGCAUUGCAACCCCAAUGGGAAGCCCUUGGAGAGAUAAGAUCUCCUUGGCAAUUCUGGAAUUACAAGAAAAAGGUGAGAUCCAAAUGCUAUAUGACAAAUGGUGGAAAAACACCGGAGAUACCUGCCAAAGGAAUGAUAAAGGGAAAGAAUCUAAAGCAAACUCUUUGGGAGUGGAUAACAUUGGUGGAGUAUUUGUUGUACUUAUGUGCGGUCUAGCUUUCGCUGUGAUGGUAGCAAUUUGUGAAUUUUGUUAUAAUUCGAAGAAGAAUUCCAUCAGGGAGAAGAGAAUGACGAAUCAACAAUCCCUCUGUUCCGAAAUGGGAGGUGAACUAUGCUUUGCUAUGCAGUGUAGAGGAUCAAGACAAAGGCCAGCUUUGAGAAGGGAAUGUUCCAAAUGCCUCAACAAAGUUGCUUACGUGAAAGACGAUAAUAAACAAACUAGCCUGAGUCCCGUUUUGCCAAUUAGUCCUUGAAAUAAUGACGCAAUUUUUCUACUAAAAGUAUUUUCUGUUAUUCUUAAUGAGCAAUAAUUAUAGGAAGAAUGUGUUGUGACCGUGUGAACGAUAUAGGGACGUUUAUUAAAGUAUAUAUGGUGAUUAUGUGAUCUUCAAGAAUGUUAGACUGAACAUCUUCUGAAUAAAGUAUUGAAAUAAAUCGA
This is a messenger RNA of Coccinella septempunctata (seven-spotted ladybird), 3392 nucleotides long. It is a transcript of the gene Ekar, whose product is annotated as glutamate receptor ionotropic, kainate 2. Bases 304 to 3207 code for a protein of 967 amino acids. NCBI's taxonomy places the organism in Eukaryota, Metazoa, Arthropoda, Insecta, Coleoptera, Coccinellidae. The transcript is spliced from 16 exons. Gene Ontology annotation, molecular function: glutamate-gated receptor activity. Gene Ontology annotation, biological process: monoatomic ion transport. Gene Ontology annotation, cellular component: plasma membrane; postsynaptic membrane. The record is from RefSeq and is a predicted model, not a curated record.